AUGAGGCAUCUCUUCGUAGUUUUGCCGGCUCUCCUGGCAGUUGCUCUUUCUCAAGAUCAUUUUAUCGAUGUCCGAUCACUUGUUAGAGAUACAAUUGAUGCAAUUAAAGAGGUGCCAGAAAUAAUGAAGAGCCAAAACCAGACAUCCACUAGUGUUGAACCAGAUGUUUCCACUCCAGAACCACAGAAAGUCGUGAAGGCUCGUGAAGACGUCUAUGAUUCUCUUUUGAAGCUUCCUGCCGAUAUCAUGUCUCAACUUGCCAGAGAUGCAGGAUUCGUCAGUGAGAAGGAUAUGAAGAUGCAGCCAGAAGCUGUGGCUGAAAAGAAGAAAGAAGAGGUGGAGAGAGUAGAGAAAAAGAAGGAUGAUGAGGAGUCGUACAGCUUCAAGACGGUGGACGACGUGAAGGCACAAGAACAGAAAGCACUUAAUGAUCGUCCAACUCUCGCUGCCAAGAAAGUUGAGGAUGACGAGGAUAUCUUCUCCAUCUCCAAACUCAUCUCAGCUACUGGAAACGCUAUCCGAGAGGCUCAGGCAGCUCAAGCAGCUCAACAACCACAAAAGACCCAACAACGACCUCAACAAGAGCCAAUGAUUACCCUACCACCUUUGGUUCCAUUGCCUCCUGUUCCACUUCAAAUGCCCGCUCUUCAGAUGGCUGCAACUGCCGCUAAACCAGCCACUGAAAUCAUGUAUCGUCCAGUCACCAAAGACGGAAAAACUGUUUAUGAACAGGUUGUUGUUGUGAAGGAUGUGAAUGGAUCGGUCAAAAUUCUUCCAAACACCUUACUUCCACAGUUACCUGAAGAACCAAAGAGAGUUGAGAUUAAACAAGUGGUUCGUAAAUCCGACGCUGCUGAGUUCUUGGCCCCAACUUUCCCACCAAUGGUGAAUCUGUUUACGGAUCCAACUACAACCACUACAAGCACCACAACUACUGAAGAACCAGAAGUGACAAGCACUGAAGUUCCAAAACCAAAACGCAAGUCUCUUCCAAGAAGAAAGAUUCAUUAUCUUGAAAAGAAGGCAAAAGAUAUGCAUUCUCGUCAAUUCGGAGCAAAAACUGUUCAGAUGAGCGACCCAAUUGAGAUUCAAGCUCAAGAAGAGCAGGAGCCAAUCAAUCUUCUUCAGAAAGAAGUGAGUAAAAUCUCUUUAACUGAUUUGUUUGUGACUAACUGUUCCACUCUCACUUAUCUAACUCUCGUCUCUCAGGGAAGCGUUCGUGUAUACACCAUCAACCGUAAAAAGAAGAUUCGAAAGCCACGUAUCGUCAAAGUUGAAGAAAACGAGAAGGUAGAGGAAACGCAAUUCGUUGAGGAGGAGCAAGAGGAAACAACUGAGCCACCAAAGAAGAAGAGAAAGCUAAGAAAGAGUCACAAGAAGGAAAAGAAGGAGAAGAAGGAGAUCAGAACUUUCCCAGAUCUUUACGAUGAACAAUGGAAGACUCAAGUUGCACCAAGUGUAUCUCCCCCAUCUGAGGAAUUCGCUGAGCAAUUCGAUGGAGUUGAUGAGGUUCAGGACAGUCCAAAAAGAAACGAGUUGGCGCAAGAGAAACCACAAAACGACACUCCAAUGAAUGAUGCUAUGGAACAAAGAAGCAGCAAGGUUCAGAUGUUCACAAAGGAACAGGAAGAGGAACUGUUGAACAAGGAAGUCAGAAAGAGAGUUAUGCAAAGAAUUCGUCUAUCGAAAGCCAAAACAUCAACCACCACGACUACCGAAGCACCAACUCCAGCUCCAGAAGAGAAAGAAGAAGUUGUGAAAGCUGCUGAGGAAGAAGACGAAGAAGACGAUGUCAUUGAAGCUGAAAUGAUUGCUGAAGAAGACGAGGAGGAGGCUACCACAACCACCACUGAAGCACCAGUGACUCGUUCUCGCAGAAUCAAAAAGAACAAGAAGAGAGCUGUUGUGACCAAACAUCAAUGCUUGAACCUUCGCAGUUUUGCCCGUCAAUUCUUGUUCGACACUGUUGAGGAAUUCGCCAAGGAACACUGCUAUUUCAUCGAAAACUACUAUCCAGCUCUCACUUGUGCUCGCUCCCAAAUCUACGUUGCCAAAUGCCAAAAGUGGUUGAAGGAGGAAUAA
Messenger RNA from Caenorhabditis briggsae, 2082 nucleotides. NCBI's taxonomy places the organism in Eukaryota, Metazoa, Nematoda, Chromadorea, Rhabditida, Rhabditidae. The record is from RefSeq and is a predicted model, not a curated record. The transcript has 8 exons. The coding region runs from base 1 to 2082 and encodes 693 amino acids.